Messenger RNA from Mercenaria mercenaria, 1193 nucleotides. RefSeq names its product 10 kDa heat shock protein, mitochondrial-like. Gene Ontology annotation, molecular function: protein-folding chaperone binding; metal ion binding; ATP binding. NCBI's taxonomy places the organism in Eukaryota, Metazoa, Mollusca, Bivalvia, Venerida, Veneridae. Gene Ontology annotation, cellular component: mitochondrial matrix. The record is from RefSeq and is a predicted model, not a curated record. The transcript has 4 exons. Bases 117 to 419 code for a protein of 100 amino acids.
CGUAAAUUUGUUAUUGAGCUUGUCCCUUACUCAAGGUCAUUUCACCGGUUGAGCACAUGUUUUGAGAAGUCGAGAAAUUUCUCUGCUGUCAGCGUGUUGUGAACAUAAAUCUCAGAAUGGCCAGAGCAUUUAAGAAGUUUUUACCCAUGUUUGAUCGUGUGUUGGUGGAAAGAUUUGCUGCAGAGACCAAGACAAAAUCGGGCAUCAUGAUACCAGACAAAGCUCAGGGUAAAGUUCUAGAGGCCACUGUUGUAGCUGUAGGGGGAGGUGCCAGAAAGGAUGGCAAUGUCAUACCUGUGUCGGUGGGUGUCGGAGAUAAAGUGAUGCUGCCAGAAUAUGGUGGAACCAAAGUUGUCCUUGAAGAUAAGGAAUAUUUUCUAUUUAGAGACUCUGAUAUUCUCGGAAAGUUUGAAUCGUGAAAUUAACACAGAGAUUGUACGAAGGGACUUUAACUAAAAUCCACUGGAGGCAGAUGUGCUGAUAAAAUAUAUAUAUACAAGGGAAAUAACUGGACAACCUUUGGUUACUAGUUAAAAUAAAACAUGGACCAUUUCAUCAACAGCUGUGUUCAGAUUCUAUCUAUUCAGGCUAAAGUUCUGGCUGGAACAGUCUUAAUUUUCUAUACCAACUUCAAAUUACAGCCUAUGUCAGAAAAAUCGAUAUGAAGAUGCAUUUAAAAGAUACGAAGUAGUUUUUACUGAAGUUUAUUUAGAUAUUGUUUUUAUUUUAUAGUAUAUCAUUUUAAUUAAAGUUGUUCUGAUGUUUUAAUGUAGAAAUAGAAUCCCAUAGAAUUUAGAUGGAUUUCAACUUCAAAGUGCAGUGGGUCACUGUAAUUGCAUCCAUAAAGAAACAUAGUUUGAUCAAAAACAACAUUUUAUGGGAAUUAUUUUAGAUUCCUUUGUUGAAAAACUUCCAAUAGCCACACAUGCAAACUUGCCUAUUUUAAUUAUACUUAUGAAGUUGAAAAUCCAACUUCAAUAACCUGUUCAUCUUUAAUAUAUAGGAAAGUUAAAAAAAAAAAAUAGUAUAAAAUGAGUUUUAUACACAUUUUAAAAUGUUAAACACUGCAUUUAUAUGGAUCAUUUUGUAUGUAGUAUUCAUUUUGUUGCGUGAUUUAUUUCGGAUCAUUAGUGAUAAGCAUAACUUGUGUGAACUUGUUUAUAAAUGUCUUUGAUAAAUAAAUUUAAAAUCUA